Messenger RNA from Dictyostelium discoideum AX4, 126 nucleotides. RefSeq lists its product as hypothetical. NCBI's taxonomy places the organism in Eukaryota, Evosea, Eumycetozoa, Dictyosteliales, Dictyosteliaceae. Bases 1 to 126 code for a protein of 41 amino acids. The record is from RefSeq and is a predicted model, not a curated record. The transcript has 4 exons.
AUGUUUGCUAUUCGUUUUUUUAAUAUUUGCACACUCGAAUUUUAUUUUUAUUUUUUUUUUUUUUUUUUUUUUUUUCAAUUAAAUAAAAACAGGGCUUUUUCAUUAAAACAAUUGUUCCAAAAAUAA